Messenger RNA from Caenorhabditis remanei, 1959 nucleotides. RefSeq lists its product as uncharacterized. Bases 1 to 1959 code for a protein of 652 amino acids. The record is from RefSeq and is a predicted model, not a curated record. Lineage: Eukaryota; Metazoa; Nematoda; Chromadorea; Rhabditida; Rhabditidae. The transcript is spliced from 9 exons.
AUGCUUCGCCGCUUUGGUUCGUUCGUUAUUUUAUUCUUUUGUGUUUCCAUUUUUCUAUUUCCUGAUCUCUUGUCACCAUCCACCCUAACUCAUUCUCUUAAAACUCGUCGAAGUGUGGUCCGUCAAAAACGGAAUUCCUCCAUAAAAUGUGUCGUUCGACCACCGGACCCCUGGGACCAAUCGAUUCUCGAGUAUGUGCUCGACGACGGCUCAAGACCCGUCCAACUUGCUUGCCGCGAUGCCAAAGUGCAGCCAGAGCUGACUUUUUUGGAUGAAAAUGGAGUUCUUCAUCUCAACUCAAGUGCCGUCAAUGAGAGUGGUCUGGAAGUAGAAUGCCAGUACCGUACCUAUGAUAAGUUGGAUGGAGACGAUGAGAAGUUGAUCUAUGCAAAGUGGAUUUCUUUCAAUAAAACUGCAAAAAUCGACGCUGAAUUCAUAGAAGUCUCCUGCCAAAGAAUAUGGUUUCCACGUACGAGAGUGUAUUCAAACAACCACAACCAAAUAAAACCAAUCCCUCGACAAUCUCAAAAACAAUUUACGCCAGCUCCAAAAGCCUCGGUCAUCAUUAUCGUUCUCGACUCGGUCUCACACUCCAAUUUCCGGCGGACGAUGAAUAAAACGCUCGAGGCAUUGCACACUCACUAUGGUUCAUUUAUAUUCGACGGAAUGACAAAAGUCGGCGAUAACUCUUUUUCUAAUGCCGUCGGCUUUUUUGCUGGGAAAUGGUGGAAUACGGAAUUCGGAGAUGUUCAUGGAUUCUUUGAUGACCACGAAUUGAUAUGGAAGAGAUAUCGAAAGGAGGGAUAUCGAACAUUAUAUUCAGAAGAUUAUCCAGGUUUCAAUUUAUUCAAUUAUUUAUCAAAAGGUUUCAAAAAGAAGCCAGUUGAUCAUUACUUCCGUCCGUUUUGGUUAAAUGUCUACUGGUCUUACGUUCAUCGAAGAAGUAAGAAUUUAUGUUAUGGGAAUAAUCGAAUGCAUAAUUUACAACUGAACUAUCUAUCUCAGUUUAUAUCAAAGUAUAAAGAUCAACCUAAAUUUGCAGUAUCUUGGUUCACAGAACUGGGUCAUGACUGGUUGAAUCAAGUUCGUUACGGGGAUGACGAUAUUGCCAAGUUUUUGAUAAAACAUGUGAAAGAUCUCGAAGAUUCUUAUCUGUUUGUAAUGUCCGAUCAUGGACAUCGAUUCGAUAGUAUUCGAAAAACAAGUGUUGGAAGACAGGAGGAACGUCUUCCAUUCUUUUCAAUUUCACUACCGAAAUUGAUAAGAGGAGAUUCAGAAUUAAUGGAAACAGUUCGAAACAAUACGAAGAAACUAACAUCCUUCUUCGAUGUUUAUACCACUUUCCGUCACAUUCUCAACUAUCCGAAACUUCCACAAACCGCCAGAGGUAGAAGUCUCCUCCUCCCAUUGCAAGACCGAAAUUGUGAAUCAGCAAACAUCCCGGAAGAAUUUUGUGUUUGUGAGACUGAAGUUCCGUUGAAUGUGACUGCUAACGCGAGGGUGCGAACAAUGGCUCAAGAUUUUGUGAAGGAAAUAAAUCUUCGACUAGAGCCUCACAUUCAGUGUGUUCAGUUAAAGUUAAAGAAUGUGAUUGCUGCGAAUUUAACUUCUCCAUCGGAUGCAAUUUUUGAAGCUCUUCUUCUAUUUGACCCAUUCAGUUAUCAAUCUACAGCGACUGCCGACGUGGCUGAUGCAAAUCGAAUUGGCGGAAAGCUGCGGCGACGGCGGCAAAAAAGAAGAGAAGGCGCCCCUAGAAUGGGUAGGAAGAUGAAGGGACGAGCUGCAGCCACAGAGCAUAGCUCGCGUGGCGACGGCGGCGACGGAGCGAGAAGCCGUCGAUGCGGACGAAGAAAAGAAGGGAGGAAAUGGGCGGAGCGGCCGCCUGGAAACGAGCGCAGCGCAGUAGCCCUCUCCGCUACUGCCUCACUUGCCGUCGCAGUCGCCAUCAAACGAUCCUAA